Mesorhabditis spiculigera is the source of this 1284-nucleotide messenger RNA. The record is from the annotation of a GenBank genome assembly. NCBI's taxonomy places the organism in Eukaryota, Metazoa, Nematoda, Chromadorea, Rhabditida, Rhabditidae.
AUGGGCGUGAUCGAUCGUCAUCGCGUAUCACCGUGGCCAGCAUUGCCGAUGGACGAGGCGUAUCGUGUCAUUGAGGAUGAGGCUACGCUCGUCACGACAAAACGCGUCGCCGUUUGGGAAGUGGCUAUCGGUGACGUGGUGGCUGAAGAUAUUUGUUCGGCGUAUAACGUCCCGGAGGUGCGCACCUCGAUCAAAGAUGGAUAUGCUGUUUUGGCUUCCGAUCCGCCAGGGAAACGCACCGUCAUUGGAUUCUCAACAGCCGGCUCGCCAUGUAAUAAGACCAUCAAUCCAGGCGAAUGCGUGCGAGUGAGCACGGGAGCCUUUGUCCCUGAUUCGGCCACCGGGGUGGUGAUGGUGGAAAGGACGAAACUGCUCGAACAUGAUGGCUCCGAAGAGUUGGUGAUCGAGGUGGAGGGGAAUACGACGGAUGGGCAAGACAUCAGGCUCCCCGGAAGUGAUACUUCGCUUGGAGAUCUACUCCUCGAAAAAGGCGCCGUCGUCGGCAGUGCAGAAUUGGGGAUCCUACUUGCCAGCGGCGUUCAACUCGUGAGCAUCUACGAAAAGCCGACGGUGGCUGUAAUGUCUACCGGAAAUGAGGUUUGCGAAGCCGUAACUCAAAGGGUUCCGGUGGGCCAUAUCCGCGACACAAAUCGUCCUCAACUAUUGGCCCUAUUCCGUCAGACAGGGGCAAAUGUGCUGGAUAUGAGGAUUGUUGAGGACGAAGAAGAUACCCUCGUGAAGGCCAUCUCUACCGCGUUGUCCGUCUGCUCGGUUCUGAUCUCUUCCGGCGGCGUCUCCAUGGGCGAAAAGGAUCUCCUCAAAACCGUUCUGGCCAACAAGUUUGGAUUUAAGAUCCAUUUCGGGCGUGUUUUUAUGAAGCCCGGAUUGCCGACGACUUUUGCGACGGGGGAAUUUAAUGGCCAGAAAAAGUUAGUAUUCGCACUGCCUGGAAACCCAGUCUCCUCCUGGGUGUGCGCCCAACUUUUCGCCGUCCCAGCAGUCCGGAAGCUACGCGGCGAAACACGAUUCCGUCAUACCAAAAUGGCCGUAAAGCUAGCCGAUACCGUAAGACUGGAUCCGCGUCCGGAAUUCCGGAGGGCAUUCAUCGAACGGAAUGAGGAUGGGACCGGACUGCCUCUAGCCACCACCACCGGCAAUCAAAUUUCGAGCCGUUUGGUUAGCCUCAGGGGAGCCCAACUGCUACUCGAAUUGCCCGGAAAAACCGACGGCCUAACCGAAAUCCCGGCCGGAUCGAUCGUUGAGGGCCUCGUCAUUGGCAGACUA